Messenger RNA from Chelonoidis abingdonii (Abingdon island giant tortoise), 810 nucleotides. The record is from RefSeq and is a predicted model, not a curated record. NCBI's taxonomy places the organism in Eukaryota, Metazoa, Chordata, Testudines, Testudinidae.
GACUAUCAGCUGUUGAUCCCUCUGCUGACAGUAAAAACAGACAUGCCAAUUGCUUGCUGCCAUUAACAAUGACCAUGACCCUUCAUACCAAAACCUCUGGUGUUGCCCUGCUGCACCAGAUUCAAGGCACUGAACUGGAGACUUUGAGCAGACCUCAGCUGAAGAUUCCUCUGGAUCGGUCGCUCAGUGAGAUGUACGUGGAGAGCAACAAGACAGGGGUUUUUAACUACCCAGAAGGCACCACGUAUGACUUUGCCACUGCCGCUCCAGUGUACAGCUCUACUAGCCUCAGUUAUGCCCCUGCUUCUGAAUCAUUUGGGUCCAGCAGUCUGGGAGGGUUUCAUUCGCUGAACAAUGUCCCUCCAAGCCCCGUGGUAUUCUUACAAACUGCGCCACAGCUCUCGCCCUUCAUCCAUCACCACAGCCAACAGGUACCUUACUACCUUGAAAACGAUCAGAGCAGCUUUGGGAUGAGAGAAGCUGGCCCCCCAACUUUCUACAGGCCAAGCUCAGAUAACAGGCGACAGGGGAGCAGGGAGAGGAUGUCCAGCACCAGUGAAAAGGGCAGCCUGUCCAUGGAAUCCACCAAGGAAACCCGCUACUGUGCUGUGUGCAAUGACUAUGCUUCAGGCUACCAUUAUGGAGUCUGGUCUUGUGAGGGCUGUAAGGCCUUCUUCAAAAGAAGCAUUCAAGGGCACAAUGACUACAUGUGUCCUGCUACUAACCAGUGCACCAUCGACAAGAACAGGAGAAAGAGCUGUCAGGCCUGCCGGCUGAGAAAGUGCUAUGAAGUUGGAAUGAUGAAAGGUG